Molecule: messenger RNA, 482 nt
Organism: Cyclopterus lumpus (lumpfish)
Lineage: Eukaryota; Metazoa; Chordata; Actinopteri; Perciformes; Cyclopteridae
Gene: tac3a
Product: tachykinin precursor 3a
Exons: 7
Coding region: 111-482 (123 amino acids)
Biological process (GO): positive regulation of blood pressure; tachykinin receptor signaling pathway
Source: RefSeq, a predicted model, not a curated record
CUGCAGGACCUAUCCGUUCCUACUUUACUCUGCUACAAGGCGCGCGCAGGUGACUCCUAUAGCUACCCCUAAACGUAUCUGCUCUACAGAAAAAAGGUGGUGCUGAGAAAAUGAGAAGAGGUUUGCUACUGGUGACUCUGUUCCUCAUCAUGAAACUUCGACACAGCCAGUCCAGGUGCGAGGAGCCCGGAUCGCGCAGAGUAACUUCAGAUAAGACCACAGGCUUGGACAGCCUCAAGAAGAACAAUCUGAAGAGGUUUAGCGAUUUGGAUUAUGAUAGCUUUGUGGGACUGAUGGGAAGGAGAGAUGCCGAUGCAAACGCUGUACAGUCACCACAAAAAAGGGAAAUGCAUGACAUUUUUGUUGGUCUUAUGGGAAGGAGAAACUCUGAGCCUGAUAAUGGUCCCUCGAGGAGAGAGUAUCCAGAGAGGAGAGGCAUUUUUCUCAACAAGUGCAAGCUGAGGUUUCUACAGGGGCUGUAG